Molecule: messenger RNA, 8695 nt
Organism: Rana temporaria (common frog)
Lineage: Eukaryota; Metazoa; Chordata; Amphibia; Anura; Ranidae
Gene: AKAP12
Product: A-kinase anchoring protein 12
Exons: 6
Coding region: 204-7592 (2462 amino acids)
Biological process (GO): signal transduction; regulation of protein kinase C signaling
Cellular component (GO): cytoplasm
Molecular function (GO): calmodulin binding; protein kinase A binding
Source: RefSeq, a predicted model, not a curated record
AAAAAAAAAACACAGCACACACAGAAGAGUGUGUAAGAUAGUUGGCUAAAUCCUCCACUGCUUAGAAAGCAUUUGCAUUUUACAACUUGUCUAGAGAAGGAAAGCUUCCCGGAUCUGUUAACAAUAACAGCCAGAGGACAGAACCCUAGGAGACUGUAUGCUUGAUCCGUCGUCAAAGUCUUUGUCGUCAUAUAGGAUACAGGAUGGGAGCUGGGACUUCUGCAGAACAGGUAGCUGACAAGCCCAAGGAAGAACAAGCUGAACAAAGCAAUGACCUGGGGCAAGAGCAGCAGGAUGGCCAAGGGGUGGAAGUGGACGCAGCCUUCGAUGUCAAGCUUCUACAUAAGAAUGGAAAAAUUGCAAUACUUAAUGGAACAUCUGAUGGAGAAGAGACCGUUGAAGUGAUCAUACAGGAUGAGGAUUUAAAUGGAUUUCAGGAGGAAGUGGUAGCAAAAGAGGUUGAGCAGACAGAGCCUCCAAAAGUGAUAUUGAAUGGGGAACAAGAGGAAAACAUGGAAGUUGCUCCUAUUGAUAACGUUUCAAAAGAGAAAACAAAGGAAGAUGGCCAAGCCGAGACAGCAGAAAUCAAUGCUAUAACACCAGUGUCUGAAGAAAAAGCAGAGUCUCCAGAACAAUCAAAUGAAAAUCAAUCAAGUGAAGUGGGGUUCAAAAAAGUGUUUAAAUUUGUUGGCUUCAAAUUCACUGUAAAAAAGGAUAAAACUGAAAAAUCAGAACCUGUACAACUCUUAAAUGUAAAAAAAGAUGACGCUGAAGUAAAUGGCACAUCCGGUCAAGAAGAAAAUAUCAGUGCUGCUGAAGAAGGAAACAAAGAGACACAGCAGGAAACCAAAGAAGAUCUCCAGCAAGCAGAAAGUCCAGAUGGGGCUCCACAGCCUGUAGAAAGUCCAGUUGAAGUACCAGAGGAGGUACAAAUAGAAGAAGAAUCACCAGAGACGGAAAAGAAAAAAGAAUCAGAACCAGAAGUGGAAAAAGAUAAAAAGUCUCCAGAGUCUCCAACAAACACAGUUGUCGCUGAAACCUCUUCCCCGUUUAGGAGAUUUUUUACACAAGGAUGGGCAGGGCUGAGGAAAAAGACAAGUUUCAAAAAAUCAAAGGAAGAAGAUCCUCAGGAAGUAGAGAAACACAUUAAAGUUGAAGAGCAAGAAAUGACUGAAGCAACAGAAGCUGUAAAAGAGGAGGGCGAAGCAGAAAAGGAAACUGUUGAAGAGCAGGCAGUAGUACAAGAGGAAUUAAGUAAAUCUGAAAGUGAAGAACCAAAGUCCCCUAAAGAGGAAGAUUCUCAGAUCUCUCCUGAGGAAACCAAAGCAGAGAAAGCGCCAUCUGAUCAACCAGAAAACCAAAAACCAGAAGAAACUGUGAAAGCAGACGAGGGUACAAUGCAGGUAUCAGAAGACAAAGAAAAUGCUCCUGAAAUUGUUACAUCUGCAUUGAGUAUCUCAAGUGAGGAAAAGGCUGAAAUCGAUACCUUGGAAAUUAAACCUGAAAACCAAAUAACCGAUGUACUUAGUCCAUCCUCAGUUGAGGUAACAAUUGAAUCACAGCCAGAAGUAGCACCCAAAACUGAAGUACCUGCAAGCGAUCAAUCUGAGUUGCAUUCCAGUACUGAAAGUGCUGACCCGGAAAAAGCACAAGAAGUAAUUACAACAGAAGCUGAACUGUUAUCCUCUCAAGAGAAGGUUAAAGCUCAAAGCAGUCCUUUGAAAAAGCUUUUCAGCAGCUCUGGCCUAAGAAAACUGUCAGGAAAGAAGAGCAAAGGAAAGAAAGAUGAUGAUGCUAAGGCGGACGUGACCACAGAACCUGCACCUGGUUCAUCUGAGUCACCAGAGGCUGCAGAAGUAAAUGGUGGUGAUAGCUCAGCCUCUUCUCCUGAUGAGUCAGCAGAGACUUCUCCAACAGAAAAGCCAGUAGAGGAAGAACCACAGGCGGCAGACUUGGAAGGUGAAGGAGCAACAUCUGAUGGCGAAAGAAAAAAAGAUGGAAUUAUGCCAUGGGCCUCUUUUAAAAAGCUUGUCACUCCAAAGCGACGUCCAAAGAGACCAUCUGAAAGUGAUAAAGAGGAUGAAGUUGAAAAAGCCAAAACCUCAACUUUGUCCUCUACCGAUAGUGGAGGUUCAGUUGAAAAUCAGGAAGAAAUCAAAGAACCCGGUGAAGAACAAAAACUUGAAAAAAGUACAGAAGAAAAUAAAAAGAAAGCUGAUAGUUCAGUUUCAUGGGAUGCCUUAAUAUGUGUUGGCUCUUCUAAAAAACGAGCUAGAAAGACUUCAGAUUCAGAUGAAGAGGAAAUUCAGAGAUCUCAGGAGGAAAGCAAGAAAAAUGAGGGAGAAACCGUACAAACUAAAGAGCCUGAAUCUGAAAGUCCACUCACAAGUUCACAAGAACAACAGGUUCAAGAAAGCCCAUCACCAGAUCAGGCUAGUAGCCCUACAGAAGGAGAUGGGGUAUCGACUUGGCAAUCAUUUAAAAGACUGGUUACACCUAGACGGAAAUCAAAAACUAAAGCAGAAGAGAAAACUGAUGAAACUGCUGUAGUAUCUAAUCCAGAACAGUCUACCUCAGAGGGUGAAGGCAGCAAGGAAGAAUCUUGGGUAUCAUUUAAAAAGUUGAUACCCGGGAGAAGGAAGAAAAGAUCAGAUGCCAAACAGGAGCAGGCUCCCCUCAGUGCUGAUCAAGUGGUACAUGAAAGUGCUGAAGAGGACUCAGAUGAACCUGCAGUAGUUCCUUUGGCUGAGUUUGAUGCAGCUGAGCUAGAAAAACUAAAUGCCCAGAAGUCUGUUGUAGUAUCUGGUGCUGCUGAUGUUUUAGGUGAGCAAAAAGAGUCACUUGAAAAUCCCAGUGAUGAACUUAUUCACGCAGUUACAGUGACUUUAAUAGAGGGAGAAAGGGCAGUCACUAGUCUUGAAGAAAGGGCUCCAUCCUGGAUUAGUGCAAGGGUUGCUGAGACUAUUGAGCAUGCAAAAGAAGUUGAAGAAGCCACAGAAAAGAUUAAAACUGAAAUUACUGUUGAAGAAACUGUGGUGUUUAGCACAGUUUCACAAGUUAUGGCAGAAACGCAAAGUACUUUAAUGAAUGAAGUUGAAUUAACAUCAGAAGCUUUAACUGCUCUGGAAGAGGCAAUCGAAACAUCAUGCGCAGAAGAAACUACUGAAAUGCUGUCUGCUGUUUCACAAUUAGGUGAAUCAGUUUUGUCUACUGAGCAAGCUACACCUGUGCCAGAAGAUGAUGCAAGUGUACAAACUCUACAAGAACAAAAACAGCUCACUGAUAAUAUAUUACAUGCUGUUGCGGAAAGUGCAAAACUUUCCUUCGAAACUAUAAACUCAGAAAGUGUUAAUGUCUCACCUGAUGUAAAGGAAGAUUUACAGGAAAAAAACCUGGAACAGCGUGCUACUACUUUGACUAGAGACAUUUUUGCCGAACUUGUAGAGAAUCAAAAGACUGCUACCAGUGUGGUGGAAGAGCAGAUUGAGGAAGUCAUCAUUACUGUUACCAAGAAAGUGACUGAAUGCAUCACAACUUCUUUAGAUGAAACUGUACAAGUUAGAUCUGUGGAAAAGCUUAGUGAGUCUACUGUGGAACAAACAACGACUGUUGAUAAAGAUGAACCUGUCUCUGAGAAGCCCAGUGAAAGUGUCUGUGUUUCUGCGUAUGAUCAGGAUACACAAUGUGCCUACAUAUCAACUGAUGAGAAAGAUGACAAACCUGUUUUAUAUGCAACUCUUGAGAAAUCAGGUGAAGAUUUAAAAAAUUCUGCUGAAGUCCAAGUGACAGAAGAAACCUUAGAUAGUAGUGAGACAAAAGUAGUGGUUGAAGAACAAUUUACAGAGCUUGAGACUGCUUACAAUGAGCUGUCUUCUCAAGAAAUAGCAGACCCUUUAAAAGGAGAACAGACUGAAGAAUAUGAUUCCAAUUCUGUUUCUCUUUUGGCUAAGGAAUCUGAGGUUGAUAUUCCAACUGUAGAUGUGCAGGCUGAAAUGAGUGUCCCAAUCUCAUCUGACAAAGAAGCUAAAGAAUGUAAUACUGUGUCAUCUAAGCUGCAAGAAGAUGUUAUUGUUGCAUCAGAUGUGAAGCAUGUUCAAGAACCUGCCCCAAUAUCAACUGAGCUACAAUUUAAAGAUGUUGCUCCUAUGUCACUAGAGACUGAGCCAGAUGUGCAGAAUGAAGAAGGUGUUCCAGUGGCUACUGAGGUGACAGCCCAAGAAGUUGCUCCUGUGGUAGAUGAAAUGAAAGCUGUGGCAUUUGAAAUGAAAGCUGAUGAAAGUUUUAUUGUGGCAACUGAAUUGGAACUUAAAAAAGAAGGUGAUCUGGUGCUACUUGAGGUGCAAACUGAAGAAGUUGCUCCUGUGUUAACUGAGAUGAAGGUUGAAGAAAGUACUACUUUGCCAACUGAGUUGAAGGCUGAACUGAGUGAUACUGUGUCACUUGAGGCACAAUAUGAAGAAAGUGCCCCUGUGUCAAUUGAAGUGCAUACUGAAGAAAGUUCUCCUUUGCUGCCUGAGUCGCAAAUAAAAGAGGUCACUUCUGUGCCACCUGAGAUGCAGACAGAAGACGGUGCUCCAGUGCUAGCUGAAGUGAAGGCUGAAGAAAGUUUUGCUGUGCCAUCCAAAGUACAGACAGAAGUAGGUGCUUCUCUGGUAGCUGAGGUGAAGGUUGAAGAAAGUGAUACCAUGACACGAGAGAUGCAGGCUGAAGAAUGUGCUCCUGUACCAUCUGAGGUGCAGAAUAAAGAAACUGCUCCUGUCCCAUCUGAGAUGCAGGUUGAAGAAACUGCUUAUGUGCCAUCUGAAGUGCAGGUCAAGGAAGCUUCUCCUGUGUCAUCUGAGGUGCAGGUUGAAGAAACUGCUUCUGUGCCAUCUGAAGCGCAGGUCAAAGAAGCUGCUCCUGUGUCAUCUAAAGUGCAGGUUGAAGAAGCUGCACCUGUGCCAUCUGAGGUGCAGGUUGAAGAAAAUGCUCCUGUGCCAUCUGAGGUGCAGGUUGAAGAUGCUGAUUCUGUGCCAUCUGAGGUGCAGGUUGAAGAUGCUGCUUCUGUGCCAUCUGAGGUGCAGGUUGAAGAUGCUGCUCCUGUGUCAUUGAAGGUGCAGGCUGAAGAAGCUGCUCCUGUCCCAUCUGAGAUGCAGGUUGAAGAAACUGCUUCUGUGCAAUCAGAAGUGCAGGUUGAAGAAGCUGCUCCUGUGCCAUCUGAGGUGCAGGUUGAAGAAGCUGCUCCUGUGCCAUCUGAGGUGCAGGUUGAAGAAGCUGCUCCUGUUCCAUCUGAGGUGCAGGUUGAAGAUGUUGCUCCUGUGUCAUUGGAGGUGCAGAUUAAAGAAGCUGCUGCUGUGCCCUCUGAGGUGCAGGCUGAAGAAUCUGCCUCUUUGCCAUCUGAGGUACAAAGUGAAGAAUCUGCUUCUUUGCCAUUUAAAGUCCAGACUGAAGAAGCUGUUUCUGUGCCACCUGAGAUGCAGGUUGAAGAAGAUGCUCCUCUGCUAUCUGAGGUGCAUGCUGAAGAAACUUUUUCAUUGACAUCUGAGGUGCAGGUUGAAGAAGUUGCUCUGGCACUAUCUGAUGUGCAAGCUGAGGAAACUGCUUCUGUGCUAUUUCAGAUACAGGCUGAAGAAGCUGCUCCUGUGCUAUCUGAGGUUAAAGCUGAAGAAACCGCUCCUGCACCAUCUGAAAUUCAGGCUACAGUAGAGGUUACUGUGACAGCUGAGAUGCAAGCUGAAGAUGUUCAAGUAUUAACAGAAAUGCAUACUGAAGAAGGUUUCCCUGUUUUGGCUGAGCCUCAAGCUGAAUGUGUUCCUGUUACAUCUGAAGUUCAGGCUGAUAAAGAUACUUCUGUGCUGAAUGAAGUUCAGGCUUCAGAAGAUUCAAAAGUGACAGAUGAGGUGCAGGUUGACGAAGGUGCUCCUAUGUUAACUGAAGUGCAGACUGCACAAGAUGCUUCAGUGACAAUGGAGGUUCAGGUCGAGGAAUGUGUUCCUGUGUUGGAUGGAGAAAAUGUACCUCUUCCUACUGAGGUUCAGACUGAAGAAGGUGGCCCUGUGUCAGCUGAGGUGGCUACUGAGCAUGUCCCUGUGUCAGAUGAGUUUAAAGCUGUAGAAAGUGUCUCUGUUACCAAGGAAGAGCCGGGAGAGUGUACUGCCUUGUCAAGUGAAGUAAAGAUAGAAGGUGUUCCUGUUUUGCCUGAGGAACCAGCUGAAAAAGACUUUGCGGCAUCAACAGAGCUACAAGUUAAAGAAAGUCACCUUAAAUGUGUUGAAGGUAAGGCUGAAGAAGCCAUAAAUAUGUCAGAUAAAGUUGACGUGGAAGAUAUUACUCCUGGAUUAGUUGAAGAAGUAGUAUUAGUCGAAGAACAGGCUAAAGAAGAAGUGUUGGUUGAGGAAGAUGUUCCAGUUUCAGCUGAGUUGCAGGAUACCAAAGAUAUUCCUAUUUCCGGACAGGCUGAAGUAAGCAAUCAGGGACAGAUUGAAGAAGGUGUAACUACAUUAGUCGAAAAGAAGGUUGAUGAAGAUGUUGUGCCAGAUGAACUGACAAAUGAAUGUGUUUCUGAUGUGCAGACAGAGAACUUGGAGCAGAUUGAAGAAGGGAUCCUAGUAAGUGCCAUGGAAAAAGUUAUUUGUUUUGUGGAUGAUCAUUUUGACAGUACUGGUACCACAAGCGAGCCGAUCCAUGUUGAAGAUACAAAAGCUCUGGAUGAGGAAACAAAGAGGGCAGUGGAAUUUACCAUUGAACAGCAUGAAGAUAAAUGUGAAUCUGGGUCCCUAAGUAAUGUAGUUAAUCAGUUAUCACUGAUUGAAGAAGUCAAAGAAGUAAGAGAGGAAUUAAUCACGACUGACAUCCCAGAGUUUGAAACUUCAGAGGCUAGCAAUGUAUCUGAGACAGUUACAGCUGCUGCAGUAGAAGAAAAGAUGUUAGAAGAGACUGUUAAACCUAUUGAAACACCAUCAGAUUGCAUACAGCUUAUUGAAAAGCCUGACCUUAAUUUACAGUCAGAAGACCACACACAAAAUCCAGAGGAGGCUCCAACCUUAGUGGCAUCUGUUUCUCAAAAGGCUGCAGCUAUUGUAGAUGCUGCAAUUGAAGCAGCAACAAAUUGUUUUGUGGUAGAUGCAAGCAGCCAAGAUGAAACACCUAAAGGCAGUACUGUAACACACCAAACAGAAGAAACUAUUGUAGAAUCAAACAACACUAAAACCAGUAUUACCACUACUGUACAUAUUACAGUUGCGACAACAGUGGAAAAAGUUAUAGAAAAAACGAAUGAUCAUGAAUGUGUCAGCACUGAAAGACAGAAUCAGGAAGAUGAAUUUGUUUCCCAAGUUCAAGAACCUGUACAUGAACCAAUAAAUGUCCUUAGUACUUCAGCACAAACCAAAGGAAUUGAAACAGAUGACGAAAAUAAACCAUCAACCCAAGAGUGUGUCGUCAUUCCAUCUACUGAUUUGGUGGACUCCGGACCAGCAGGGACCACACUUAACCUGGAGGAAGAAAGCAAACCCUCUUCUAUCAGCAUUCAGGAAGAUAUCCAUAAAACAUCCGUCCAGUCAGAUUCUCCUUCUACAGAUACCCAAGAAAAGGCACGGCCUGUGGAAUCCUGAGAUUGAAUGGUUUCAAGAAGCAAUACCGAAGAGAUAAGAAUGUGAAAACUGUAAUGUGAAAAAGCAGAUUUUGAAGAAUGGAGCGCAUCAGCCCUCACUAAAAUAUGCGACAAUCCUGAGGUUUCACCGGGAGCUUAAUUCAGAAAUUGUCCCCCAGUUUCAAUAAAUGUUCUCCUCAAGGCUUUCCUGUAUUCUUGAUUGAAAGGCUAAACUGUAACACAACACUAGGGAGCUGUAUUUCCAAUUGCCUUUCGAUGGUGUGUGUGAUAUUAAAGCGGUUUUCCUAAGUUUGGCUUAAAGCUGUAUGUUUAGAGAGUACAAAUAUCUGAACGUAUACUACCAGUGUUCUAAAAUCUUGUAAACGCGUUCAGAAACGAUGGGGGACACCUUGUGUAUUUGUUUAUACCUAUUCUCCACUUUAUUGUAUAUUUUCUUUUUCAAGUACCGGUAUAUAUGUAUUAAAGAAGAACAAAACAGCAAACUAACCAUGCAUACAAUGCCUGUUAACCAGAGAUAACUGCAUGUAAAAAAAACAAUUAAAUAUAUCUGCAGCUUUCCUUUAAAAAAGGACAAUUUCUUUAACCAAAGCUUGACUUUAAUGCUAAAUUUGGAGAAAGCAGGAAUUGGUUUGCUGUUUUAUAGUCUUCUUAAGAAAGUUACUGGCUUAAGAAAAGAAUCUGUAGAAGUUAUUGUUUACGGUGACAUUUAAAUUAUUACUCAGAGUUAUUAUAAAUAAUACAUACCUAUAUAUUAAGUGCACUAUACAAUUUAUUAAGACACAUUUUCAGCCUCUUACUUUAGCUUCCUUUCUGUAGGUCACAUAGAUGAUCUGUGUAAGUGCGAGUUUGCGCCUAAACUAUUGGUGAAAAAAGUGACUACCAUAAAACGUACUUUCGCAGUUUUUCUUUGCGUUUUUUUCUUUGAUGGUUCUUGCAGCCUAAGCAGGGAACCUUUUUUUUCUAAUCUGGAAGACUUUAAAUUGGCUUGAUAGCACCAUUUAGGAUACUGAUCUUUUUUUAAUGUAUUUUCAUUAUGCUUCUGUACAUUUUUGCUAAACUGGGAUUUAUAAACUAUGUAAGUUUAAAUAAAAACUUUUGCUUUUA